UUGAACCUGCCCUCUUUUCUCUCUCUCAAAAUCCAGUCUUUCGAUUUCUCCAAUCCAUUCUUUAUCUACUACCCUGAUUCCAUUUCUAAAAUCCCAGUUCAAAUUGUGGGUCUUUACAGAUUCAUUUUUAAAAUCCAAUGCCGGAAAUUAUAGAUGAUUCCGGCGAUAUCUUACCGGCGGCAACAAAUUUAUUCGGGAAAUACGAACUGGGUAAGCUACUAGGCUACGGUGGCUUCGCUAAAGUGUACCACGCCCGUGAUGUUAAAACAGGGCAAAGCGUCGCCAUUAAAGCUAUCAACAAACAGAGACUUCUCAAAGGUGGACUCACCGAUCAUGUUAAACGUGAAGUUUCAAUUAUGCGAAGGUUACGCCACCACCAUAUAGUUCGUCUAAUCGAGGUUCUGGCAACAAAGACGAAGAUCUAUUUCGUAUUGGAGUUUGCAAAAGGGGGUGAACUUUUCACAAAAGUAGCCAAGGGUAGAUUCAGUGAAGAACUCAGUCGUCGGUAUUUUCAUCAACUAAUCUCUGCCGUAGGUUAUUGUCAUUCCCAUGGUGUUUUUCAUCGUGAUUUAAAGUUGGAAAAUCUUUUAUUAGAUGAAAAUUGGGAUUUGAAAGUUACUGAUUUUGGUUUAAGUGCUGUUAGAGAUCAGAUUCAAUCAGAUGGACUUCUUCAUACUUUAUGUGGAACACCUGCUUAUGUUGCACCAGAGAUUCUUGCUAAGAAAGGAUAUGAUGGAGCUAAAAUUGAUUUAUGGUCUUGUGGUGUGAUUUUGUUUGUUCUAAACGCAGGUUAUCUACCUUUUAAUGAUCCUAAUUUAAUGGUUAUGUAUAAGAAGAUCUAUAAUGGUGAAUAUCGAUGUCCAAAAUGGACUUCUCCAGAUCUCAAACGCUUCAUUUCGCGUUUACUUGAUACCAAUCCAGAAACCCGGAUUUCAAUCGAUGAGAUGAUUAAUGAUCCAUGGUUUAGAAAAGGGUAUAAAGAGAUUAAAUUUCAUUCUGAUGAAUUCGAGAUUAAAGAAGAAAUCAGCGGCGGCGGCGAUGGCGGCGGUGAUAAGUUCUUAAACGCCUUCGACAUAAUUUCAUACUCUCAUGGCAUAGAUCUGUCGAGUUUGUUCAACCGGCCGGAGACAAAAAUAACCUCGGAGCGGUUCGUGUCGGCGGUGUCGCCGGCGGCGAUUAUUAUGGAGAUAGAGGCGGCGGCGCGUGAGGAGGGGUUGAGUGUGACGAGUAAGAAGGAAUUCUGGAUUAAAUUGGAAGGGCAAAAUGGUAAUUUUGUUGCGGCGGUUGAAAUUCAUCGAUUAACUGAGGUUUUGGUUGUGGUUGAGGUGAAAAGGAAGACUAGUCAAGAUGUUGGUCCAAGUUGUGAUAUUUGGAAUGAAAAGUUGAGUCCGCGUUUGAACCGACUCGUUUAUAAACCCGAAGAAACGGUUGUUGUCGGUUGAUAAGAGUAAAAAAUAAAAGAAAAAAGUUAUGUGGGUUUUUUAGUGGGGAAUUAGAAUAAUGAUCAAUGAUGAUUGAUUGAUUAAUUAUUCCUUAAUUAGGUUUUGUACAGUUGUAUUAAAAAGUAUUAUAUAUAUAAUCUUGUGGUCUUACAAGUUAUCACAAAAAAAUUCAAUCAAAUUUAAUAUGAAGUAUAGAUGUUCACA
Messenger RNA from Impatiens glandulifera, 1646 nucleotides. Its product is annotated as CBL-interacting serine/threonine-protein kinase 14-like. The transcript has a single exon. NCBI's taxonomy places the organism in Eukaryota, Viridiplantae, Streptophyta, Magnoliopsida, Ericales, Balsaminaceae. The record is from RefSeq and is a predicted model, not a curated record. Gene Ontology annotation, molecular function: ATP binding; protein kinase activity. The coding region runs from base 138 to 1442 and encodes 434 amino acids. Gene Ontology annotation, biological process: signal transduction; protein phosphorylation.